UUGAAGCUGGGCACCCUGGUGGCCAUGCAGAGGGCCGGGGCAGGUGGCCGGAGGGCCUCUGACUGUGGGCCUGCCCCUUACCGGCCCAGGUGCAUCACCAAGUUUGCUCAGUAUGUGGGCUCCUUCCCCGUGGAUGACCUGGACACGCAGGAGGGUGUGUGCCUUGUGUGGCAACAACUGUGGGCACUGAAGGAUUGUCCCCGACGCCGAGCUGUCAUCCUGAAAUUCAGCCUCCAGGGUAUCAAGAUCUACAGCGGGGAGGGAGAGGUGCUCCUGAUGGCCCAUGCCCUGAGGCGAAUCCUGUAUUCCACCUGGUGCCCAGCUGACUGCCAGUUUGCCUUCAUCGCCCGGAACCCACACAGCCCGGCCAGCAAACUCUUCUGCCACCUCUUUAUGGGCAGCCAGCCUGGAGAGGUCCAGGUCCUGUACCUGCUACUGUGCCGCUCCUUCCAGCUCGCUUACCUCUUGCAGCACCCUGCGGAAAGAGCACAGCCCGAGCCUUGCCUGGGGCCUACAGGGGACGGGCCCCUGCAGCCACUCUCCAGCCCCAGGGGUCCCCCUGUCUUGGUGCGGGAGCCCUUUGGCCGGAAUCAGCUUUCACAGACUGUCCAUGCCCUGGUCUCCUUCCGGCGGCUUCCAGCAGAGGGGACAUUGAGCAGUUGUGGGAAGGAGCUGCCCGAGCUGGAAGGCCGUGGGGGUGCCCGCCACACUCGCCUGGGGAACCCUUACUGCUCACCCACCCUGGUGCGUAAGAAGGCCAUCCGCAGUAAGGUCAUCCGCUCGGGGGCCUACCGAGGCUGCACCUAUGAGACGCAGUUGCAGCUGUCCGCCCGGGAGGCCUUUCCUACAGCAUGGGAGGCAUGGCCCCAGGGUCCUGGUGGCUCUUCAUGCCUGGUGGAGAGCGACGGUAGCCUGACAGAGAACAUCUGGGCCUUCGCUGGCCUCUCCAGGCCCUGUGCCCUGGCCCUGCUGCGGAGAGAUGUGAUCGGGGCCUUCCUGCUGUGGCCUGAGCCGGGCACCAGUGGCCAAUGGUGCUUGUCGGUGCGGACACAGUGUGGCCUAGUACCCCACCAGGUCUUCCGGAACCACACAGGCCGCUACUGUGUGGAGCACCUGCCAGCAGAGUUCCCCAGUCUGGAGGCCCUAGUGGAGAACCAUGCUGGGAUGGAGCGCAGCCUCUUCUGCCCCCUGGACAUGGGCCGCCUGAACCCCACCUACGAGGAGCAGGACUGUGGGCCCGAGGGCUGGCCAUCCCGGACUCUGCGGCCCCUCAGCCAUGCCAAGUCUGAGGCAGAACUGCAGGGCCUGGGCUAG
Castor canadensis (American beaver) is the source of this 1314-nucleotide messenger RNA. It is a transcript of the gene Sh2d5, whose product is annotated as SH2 domain containing 5. The record is from RefSeq and is a predicted model, not a curated record. Gene Ontology annotation, cellular component: postsynaptic density. NCBI's taxonomy places the organism in Eukaryota, Metazoa, Chordata, Mammalia, Rodentia, Castoridae.